AUGGAAGUAUUUCCAUGCGAAAAAGCCUUCUAUAAGAAUAUCUUUGAAAAAAACACAAGUUUUGAUGAUAAAUGGGAGGCAGGGAAUGGAUUUGAACCAAAUAACUUAUAUUCUAAACACUCUGAAAUAUAUCAAGACAAUUGGUAUCCUAAAAUAAAGUAUGAAGAAACAAAGAUUAAGGAGCUUUCAGAAUCUAAUUCACCGAUUGCAUUGACAGGGCGUAUUGUAAAUAUUUAUGAAAUAAAUAAUCAAAAAAAUAUAGAAAAUACUUUAAUAUUAAUCUAUAUAAAGGAUGAAACAGAUGUUGUUGAGGUUAAAUAUUGGUUAAACAAAAGAAAUGUUAAGGAAAUUCAUUAUAAUUUAAAAAUUGAUACAUUAUGUACAGCCUUUGUAACAAAAACAUGUAUAAAAAAGGAAGACAUAUCUAGAUUUAAAAAAGCAUCAACAGUUCCUUUUUAUGUUAUAGUUUCAGAUGAUAAUGAAAUAACGCAUCUUUCAAUUUUUAAAAAUCAGGACAAAAUCUAUAAAAAACCAUUAAAAAUUCAGAAAGAUUGCAUAAUACAGGACUUAAUGUCAUUGUCUACGUUUAUUAAUGGAGGAUAUAUGGCUAUUUCUAAACCAAAAGUAUUAGUAUCUAUUAGAAAGAUUGGAAAUAUAAGAAAGAUAAAUACAAAGAAUGGCUAUUCGGAUAUGAUUGAAUUGCGUGUUUUUGAUGAUACAUAUGAUGCCGUCUUAAUUUUAUGGGGAAAUAAUGCAAAAUCUGCUGAGUUAUGGACGCCUUUUGAUACAAUACUCCUUCUCACUGAUGUUUCUUUAUCAUUUCGUUGUGAAAAGGCGUAUCUUACUUUCCAGAAAUAUUCAAUAGUUGAAGUUAAUCCAGAUAUGGAUAUAGAGUGGCUUCGAAAAUAUUCUACUGAUAUAAGUAAUAAAGUAUCAGAUAUGCAUAAAUUAUCUCUUGAAGAUAGAAUUAUAAGUACAUCACCUACUAUGGCAACAUAUACUCUUGCUGAGAUUGAUACCAUGAUUCGUUUAAAUCCAAAAGAACCUAUCAUUGGUUUCAUUAAUGUUCUUAUUGUUAAGACUGCUAAGCUUUCAACACUUCGCUCUUCUAAUAAAAUUUUUGUUGGAAAAUGCUGUGACAAAGUUAUUAAUGCUUUAGAUAACAAUGUUAAAUGUUCUAUCUGUCACCAAAAAAUAAAGCUAUUCAAUGAUUCGUUCAUCAUCGGGCUUUUAGAUGAAUCAGCUCAGCUUUUAUAUCCUAUGUUAAAUCUUUAUAAUUCCAGUAAUUCUGAACUUGAUGAUUUUUCAGACACGAUUCUUUAUUCUAGAAUAUUGUUUCUCUUUGGAAUUGAAAGAAAUGAUGAUAUUUGGAAGGUUAAUUUAAUAAAAAUAGUAGAUAAUAUAAAAUAG
Messenger RNA from Pneumocystis murina B123, 1410 nucleotides. RefSeq lists its product as hypothetical. The coding region runs from base 1 to 1410 and encodes 469 amino acids. Gene Ontology annotation, biological process: resolution of meiotic recombination intermediates. Gene Ontology annotation, molecular function: single-stranded DNA binding; single-stranded DNA 3'-5' DNA exonuclease activity. The transcript is spliced from 11 exons. NCBI's taxonomy places the organism in Eukaryota, Fungi, Ascomycota, Pneumocystomycetes, Pneumocystales, Pneumocystaceae. The record is from RefSeq and is a predicted model, not a curated record.